AUGGUAUCUUAUCAUGUUUAUGUACCAUUGCUAUUGAGGCUUGCAAAUGAUGUAGAGGAAAAUCCAGGCCCAAUUAAUAUCUAUGAUAUUGUUGAUCAUAGUUUUACGGUUCGAGCAGACUUCAACCAAGGUAAUAUAUCCAUGUUUGGAAUAAAUGCUGGAAAACAAUGUGUUGCCAUGUCAAUUUAUGCUAUUGUAUACAAUGAAAUAAAAUCUGUUAAUAUUUGGGAUACACCACUUAUGAACAUGCUUCUAGUUAAUGCAAACAAUCUUUAUGCCAUAAUUAGUCAGCACAUUCAGAAAGAUUUCUUAUUGCUCACUGAUGUUCCUGAAAUAUUGUCUAUCAGCAAUGAUACUUUUAAUUUGGAGUACAGUGACUCUUUUUCUGGAGCAUUAUGGAUGGAAUACAACAAUGAACCGUAUGUUACACUUGAACAUGCCUUUCAUGAAGUAUUUGAUGCUGGUAAUUAUAAAGCAUGUUUACUUACUAUUCGAGCAAACACUGUUGCAGUUUUAAUGCCUUUCCCAGAUGUAUUUAAAGUUUUUGAUUCUCAUUCACGAGAUAUGCAUGGAAUGCCAGCAGCAAUGGGUUAUAGUGUUUUAGUUUCUAUUGAAGGAAUUCAAAACCUUAUACAUUUUUUUCAUAACACUAACAGUUGUAAGUUCUAUCCUGGACAAAAUAGUCAAAAUAGUCUAUUUGAGUUGAAGGGUGUGAAAUGUCAUAGAAACAUUUCAUUGUCAAAUAGUUUGGAUAACACAGAGAAUGACACAACAUCAAAUAACCAUGAACAACAAAGAAAACAACAAGAGUCUGUUGUAGAAAGAGAAAACAGACUUGAAAAGCUAAGAGAGAAGCAAAGAGAGAAAAGACAGCAAGAAUCUGUUGUAGAGUGGGAAAAUAGACUUGCAAAGCAAAGAGAGAGAAGAAAACAGGCAAAACAACAAGAAACUGUUUCAGAGAGAGAGAAUAGACUUGCAAAGCUAAGAGAGAGAAGAAAACAGGCAAAACAACAAGAAACUGUUUCUGAGAGAGAGAAUAGACUUGCAAAGCAAGGAGAGAAAAGAAAACAGACAAAACAACAAGAAACUAUUACGGAGAGAGAGAAUAGACUUGCAAAGCGAGGAGAGAAAAGAAAACAGGCAAAACAACAAGAAACUAUUAUAGAGAGAGAGAAUAGACUUGCAAAGCGAGGAGAGAAAAGGAAACAGGCAAAACAACAAGAAACUGUUUCAGAGAGGGAAAAUAGGCUUCAAAACCAGCGAAAAGCAAGAAGGUUGAAAAGGCAAAAUGAAACUGUCGAACAAAGAGAGCAAAGACUAGCAAAAGUAAGAGCUAAUUAUCAGGAAAAUAAAAGUAGACAUUCUAGAAAAAACAAACAAUCUCCUCCAUCAGGUUGUCAAGGGCCCAAUAAUGAUAACAAUAUAUCACAUAAUAGUGUAUCACAAUUGAUACAUAAAUUCCAUAAAUCUGUAUCAACAGGUCCUCUGUAUAUAUGUUCAUGCUGUGAUCAAUUAUGGUAUAAACAUAGUGUUUGUCCAGCCGAAAGACUUCGAUUAUCCAAUCCAAAUGCUACUAAACAUCUACAAGGUAUUAAAAGUGUGGAUAAUAUUGAAUGGCUGUGUUUGACAUGUGACAAACAUCUUAAAAAGGGUAAAGUGCCACCCUCUGCAAUUACAAAUGGCAUGAAGUUUCCAACAAAACCUGACUUCUUUGAUUUAAAUGAAUUAGAAUGCAGACUUAUAGCUCCAAGAUUGGCAUUUCAAAAAAUAAUGCAAGCUCCGAGAGGACGGCAACUUAAAAUUACUGGUAAUGUUGUGAAUGUACCAGCAGACAUAUGUAAUACUUUUAACAUGCUACCCAGGUUGCCACAAGAUACUGGGACUAUUAAAGUUCAAUUAAAACGUUGA
This is a messenger RNA of Paramuricea clavata, 1908 nucleotides long. NCBI's taxonomy places the organism in Eukaryota, Metazoa, Cnidaria, Anthozoa, Malacalcyonacea, Plexauridae. The record is from the annotation of a GenBank genome assembly.